Molecule: messenger RNA, 3212 nt
Organism: Ananas comosus (pineapple)
Lineage: Eukaryota; Viridiplantae; Streptophyta; Magnoliopsida; Poales; Bromeliaceae
Exons: 8
Coding region: 2085-2681 (198 amino acids)
Biological process (GO): regulation of cyclin-dependent protein serine/threonine kinase activity; DNA repair; regulation of transcription by RNA polymerase II
Cellular component (GO): transcription factor TFIIH holo complex
Source: RefSeq, a predicted model, not a curated record
CUUCUCAUCACUCUUUUUUUCGGCUCUCUACCGCUCCAACCCUUUCCUCCUCAGCGCUUCGCUCUGCCAACGCUAGGGUUGCGCGCGCCUCCCUCGCCUCGUCGUCGCCACCGCCUCCCUCCAGGCCGGCGCGCCGCCGUCCGCCCCUACUCCACCUCGCCGCUGCUCCGCCUUCCCCUCUAUUUCCAAGGCGACAACUCGCCGGUCUCCGGCGGCGGCGGCGGCGGCGCCGGAGAAGGCCAGGGGAAGAGGAGGGUUUCGACGCCGACGCAUUGAGAAGAAUCCAUCCCUCUUCUGGUAGCGACAAAGCACCUGGCUAACACACUCAUCCAUCACCCAUUUCUAGUUGCAUAUAUAAUCUCCUCAAAAGAGGAGACUAUCAACAAGCAUUUCAAUAAUACGCUGGGUGCAAUCAUGUAGCUGAAAAAUUAGUGCUUGCAACCUCCAACAAACAACGUUGGGGUGCAGUCUCGGAUUAAGGGCAACCCAAAUUUCCACCCUUUCAAGGUGACCAGGAUGUGUUGUUGACUUGAGGGUCUUGCAAUGGUGUCUUGAAAGUGGAGGCUUUAUAGUCCCUGGUGGUUAGUGGUUUGAGCUUAUUUUAAUUAUUGAUGUCAUCUAACAGGUAAUGUUAAACCUUUUUUCCCGUCUUUUUGGGCUAAUUGAUAGGAAACUCGAUACUUGUUGACUUAAAUAUGUGAAAACUGACAAGUUUCUCGUAUCUUAUAGAGGAGAGCAUUACUAAAGCUAAUUUGAUGGUAUACAAAUACUCAUAGGCAUCGAAAUCUCCGAUAUCUAUAUAACUACUCACACACACACAAUUGCGUAAUGCUGCUUGCAGUAGAGAUAAAGUCCUUCGACAAGCUAUUCUAUUGUUGUAUAAAGUGUAGUGUUGUAUUGUUAUGGCAUCAAGUAUUUAACAUGCGAGUGGACCCAUUUUCGCUAGAUAAUGAAAGAAUUGAUCCAACAUAUUUUGUAGGCCUAGAUGAAUCUCGACAAGGCGAUACCCUUCAAACAACUGCACCGAGGAAUUAUGGAAUAAUAGAUAGAUAGAACUUUAUUAUUUUAUGUUUAAUGUUGAUGAUCUGCUCAUUUAUUGGUUUCAAUUAUUAUGUAUAUAUGCUAAUUCUGGUGUAAUUUCAUGCACUAAAAUAAUAGCUUUGAAGAGAAUCAGAUUUUGCUAUAUUUCUACUCGUUUUUGUCCUCCAAAGUAUACUUUCAGUUAUUCUGUUGGAUUGAAAUAUUACUUAUUCUUGUCCAUAUCUUUCUGCCGUGCUACAUUAUUUUCAUCUACUAAAUAUGGAAUAACGGUUCAAGUCAUAUUUCAUUGCUUUAUUUGUUUUUAUUGCUCGCUUUAUGAGUUAAUUUUGUCUUUAAUCCUUCUAAUGAACUAUUAUUAAGGGGCUGUUUGGUUUCUCAGAAAAGCAUGGAAACAAUUUUUGAGAAAAGAAUUUUCUGUAGGAAACCUCUUUUUCAGUUUUUUGUUGUUUGGUUUAAAAAAAAAAAUAACUUUUUCGGAAAACUUUUCAAAUUUUAUGAAAAACUAGCAUUUUUGUUUUUCUAAAAUAAAUUCUAAACAAGUUAGUUUUCUUUAAAACCAUAAAAUUUAAAAAAUAAAUUUCUAAAAAGGUUGGUUUUCUUUGACACCAAACGGAUAGAAAACUAAAUAAAAGGUUUCCUAUAUAAAUUUUUUUUUCUUGAAAAACUCUUUUUUAUGCUUUCCCAAGGAACUAAACAGUCCGUUAAGAAUAUUCUUAUGUUCUUGGAACAAAAAAAAAAAAUCAACGGUAACUCUCAAUUUGUUCCGAAAGGGAGCCUAUCGUAAUUAUUCGGUGGAUCAGAAUUGCCAUAUACCUGAUUUGGUUGCACCCUGUUCGAGUUGAGACCAAAUUCAAGCCAAGUUGCAGCGUAACCAGCCACAGAGGGAAUCAAGAUUUUGUCGACCUUAAAAACGCUCCCAGCCUACUGCAGACGGAGCACAUGCGGGCUGCACCCCGCAUUGGCCCUCUCGAGUUCUCAACCUCUAUUUUCCGUUAAAAACGAAGGGGAAUUCUAACCAACCGUUGAUCUCUAGACAGUCUGCCAUGGUGGUGGCAUCGGGCACCAACGCCUGGGCCAAAGAGAUGGUGAUCCGGAGGAGGAUAGCCAACAUAUUUAAUAAAAGAGAAGAGGAUUUCCCAUCCCUAAAAGAGUAUAAUGAUUACUUAGAAGAAGUUGAGGAUAUGACUUCCAACUUAGUGGAAGGAAUAGAUGUUGCUGCAAUUGAAGCUAAGAUUGCCAAGUACCAAGAAGAAAAUGCUGAGCAGAUAAUUAACUCCAGAGCUCGCAAGGCUGAAGAACUAGUAGCAGCUCUAAGGGCAAGCAAAGGGAAUCCUGGACAGACAGAUCCUACUGACAUGGGUGCUGGACAAAGCUCUCAAGUAAUUGCUGGUGGUGUUGGAGUUCAAGGGCAGUAUGCUCCGACUGCAGUCCCUGGUGGGCUUGCACAACCACGACCCACUGGGAUGGCUCCACAGCCAGUCCCAGUUGGGGGCCCGGCCGAUCCCUUACAUGGGUAUGCAGCCGAGGAUGAGGAAACCAUGAAGCUACGCGCUGAGAGAGGGGCCCGAGCGGGCGGGUGGACGAUCGAGUUGAGCAAGAGGAGGGCGAUCGAGGAAGCAUUUAGCAGCAUAUGGUUUUAAACUCGAACUAGUUUGUUGUUCAGACGGCUGCAGGCAUGCAGGGAUUAAUAACCUAAAUAUGCAGCACGAGAUGGGCAAUAGGAUCGCAAGAUAAUUAUAGGGAGCUUUUCAUUGAGAUUUGGACUGUUACCUUGGUCUUAAAUAGAUUAUCUGCAGUGCGGAUGCUGCUUUUUUGUGUUGCUUGGUCGUUAUUGAGUGAGCUGUUCUCGAGAUAGCUUGCGAACCCUGGAAACUGCAGGUUGAUAGCUUAAACAUGUUGCUGAUGCUGCGUUCAUUUAUUGAAAGAGUAUUACUAUGGGUCUCCGACAAUGCGUCGCUGAUAUGCUAUCCUGUUGACGUGCUAGUUGUAGAUUGGCUCGUGCAAUACAGACCAGUUCUUAUAUCGUAAGCAUUUCCCUUUGUCGGAAGGAAAAGGAUUUUACUAUUGCAAACCGUGUAUCAAUAAUGUACUACAGAUGUUGUAAUUAAGCACUGUUGUUCUCUUCAGUUGUUAUGGAAUAAUAUAUUCUCAAGUUAGUUUCUUGCUGUUCU